AUGAUCCUCACGGACUCUCGCGGGGCUCUGUCGAGGCUAAACAAUCGUUAUGAACACUGCCCUCUCUCUUUCAGAGCACACCAGAAGCUGCAGCUCCUCCUGGCAUCCAGUCACCGCAUCGUGCUGCAGUGGAUCCCAUCCCACAAAGGCAUCCCCGGCAACGAGAUGGCGGACUCCCUGAGCAAGCAGGCCACCACCAAGACCAUGGUCCGACAGGCACCAUCUACCACCAGCCAGGCUAAGAAGCGCAUCGCCCUCCACGUGCGCGCUUCCAGCCGGACAAACCCACGGCGGAUGGGACAGCACCCCCACCCUGCAUCACACCCGGCCUAA
Messenger RNA from Ornithodoros turicata, 333 nucleotides. RefSeq lists its product as uncharacterized. The transcript has a single exon. The record is from RefSeq and is a predicted model, not a curated record. Gene Ontology annotation, molecular function: nucleic acid binding; RNA-DNA hybrid ribonuclease activity. NCBI's taxonomy places the organism in Eukaryota, Metazoa, Arthropoda, Arachnida, Ixodida, Argasidae. The coding region runs from base 1 to 333 and encodes 110 amino acids.